AUGGACUUCCGACGAUUUCUCGCGGGUCUGAGGGGCUUGCCUCUUCGCAAGAUCGGCUGUGCUGCGGGGCUGUUCGCUGUCUCUGCAGGUGCGGGUUACUUCGUUUACCGCUACUUUCAGAGACACAGCGCAGCUACCGACCACACUCAGCCAGCUCACGACUCUGUGGAUGUGCUGGGAGAAUCACCUGAUACUCCCUCUGUCCUCCAGCCUCCCAGUGCUGGUGAGCUGAACAGAGCCUGGUGUGAACUUCAGGUUCAGUCUCCAGACUCCAUCAGCUCCCAGUCUGAGUCAGUGGAAAUCAAGAGAGACCACCUCAGGAUAUUAAGGGGUCCAGAGAGUCAACCCUGUGAGACGUACCCCUUGAAUCACGAGGAAUUCUCUCAUGACGACACUGAAGACUGUUUCACUGGCAUGCAGGUUGUUGAGGCAAACCUGCAGCUGCAGUCCACUGAACCUCAACAAGACACUUCAGCUGUCAGUCUGCCUCCCAGUGCUGGUGAGCUGAACAGAGCCUGGUCUGAUAAUCAGGUUGAGUCUCCAGACUCCAUCAGCUCCCAGUCUGAGUCAGUGGACAUCAAGAGAGACAUCCUCUUGAAUCACGAGGAAUUCUCUCAUGACGACACUGAAGACUGUUUCACUGGCAUGCAGGUUGUUGAGGCAAACCUGCAGCUGCAGUCCACUGAACCUCACCAAGACACUUCAGCUGUCAGUCUGGUUACUGAGGACCUUCUUACUGGAACUCAGGUCGCUGAGCUGUAUGAUGAGCCGCUGCCCACCGCAUCUGACGAUGACCCUACAGCUUUCAUCCUGAAUGAGUGUAAUACAGAGGAGAGCCGAGAGGAUGAGGAGCUACAGCCUGAGAGAAAGAGCCUGGAGGACUUCAACUUCCUCAGUGUACUUGGAAAGGGUACAUACGGGAAGGUGAUUUUGUCCGAGCUCAAAGGCACUGAGGAGGUGUAUGCGCUGAAGUUUUUGAAGAAGGACUUGAUCUGGGAAUAUGAAAACAUCAGCUGCACCUUUAUGGAGAGGCGGAUCUUGGCUCUGGCCAGUGAACACCCCUACCUGACCCACCUCUACUGUAGCUUCCAGACCAGCGACUCAUUGUGCUUCGCAAUGGAAUUUGUGAAUGGAGGGGAUCUUGCAUUUCACAUUUCCUGUUCAUGUGGAUUUGAUGAACCCCGCACCAGAUUUUAUGCUGCUGAGAUCGCCUGUGCCCUCAUGUUCCUCCACCGCAACGGGAUUAUACACAGAGAUCUCAAACCCGGAAACAUCCUCCUAGAUGCCGAUGGCCACUGCAAGCUUGCUGACUUUGGCUUGUGCGCAGAGGGUAUACUAGACGGCAAGACUGCCAACACUUUUUGUGGCACACCCAACUACAUAGCACCAGAGGUGUUACAGUAUUGGGAAUACGACACGUCGGUGGAUUGGUGGGCCCUCGGUGUGAUCAUGUACGAGAUGAUGACAGGCUACGCUCCGUUUCAUGAUCACAACGAGGAGAAGAUGUUUGAGUCCAUCAUCCAUGCUGAACCACAAUAUCCAUCAAACCUCAGCAGGAAUGCGGUCAGCAUCCUCAAAGCGUUCCUGAGGAAGAAGCCCAUGGAUCGUCUCGGCUGUGUGGUGUCCGAGGGCAAGGAGAAUGCCAUCAAAGUUCACCCUUUCUUUAAUAAGAUCGACUGGUCAUGGCUGGAACAAAGGAAGAUCACUCCUCCGUUUCAACCACAGAUAACAUCUAAGAGGGACGUCAAUAAUUUUGAUGGCAGAUUCACCCGUGAGGAGCCCAAGCUUUCUCAUGGGAAUCUCUCCUUCUUCAUCCAGUCCAUCCAAGAGGAGUUUGAUGGCUUCUCAUUUAUUAACACUAAAUAUUAACUUUGCUAAUCUAAUAUUAGCAUAUAUUAUUAUUAUUGUCAUACCAUU
Messenger RNA from Hemibagrus wyckioides, 1917 nucleotides. Its product is annotated as protein kinase C epsilon type-like. The transcript has 12 exons. The coding region runs from base 1 to 1869 and encodes 622 amino acids. Gene Ontology annotation, molecular function: protein serine/threonine kinase activity; ATP binding. Gene Ontology annotation, biological process: protein phosphorylation. Lineage: Eukaryota; Metazoa; Chordata; Actinopteri; Siluriformes; Bagridae. The record is from RefSeq and is a predicted model, not a curated record.